Molecule: messenger RNA, 2830 nt
Organism: Dama dama (fallow deer)
Lineage: Eukaryota; Metazoa; Chordata; Mammalia; Artiodactyla; Cervidae
Product: endoplasmic reticulum mannosyl-oligosaccharide 1,2-alpha-mannosidase-like
Exons: 13
Coding region: 139-2106 (655 amino acids)
Biological process (GO): N-glycan processing; carbohydrate metabolic process
Cellular component (GO): endoplasmic reticulum; membrane
Molecular function (GO): calcium ion binding; mannosyl-oligosaccharide 1,2-alpha-mannosidase activity
Source: RefSeq, a predicted model, not a curated record
GCGGCGCGAUGGGCGGGGAGUUGACGGCACCGCUAUGGCCGGACACCCGACUCAGGCCGACUGGUCUUUUAGCCCGGCUCGAAGCUGGGCUUCCUGACGCCGCCGGAGGGCGAGGCCCUUCGGGCCCCCGCGGCCGUCAUGUACCCGCCGCCGGCGCCGGCGCGUCGGGACUUCAUCUCGGUGACGCUGAGCCCCGGCCGGAGCUACGGUGGCGGCCAGGGCCUGAGGCGUCGCUCGUGCUGGCGGAAAUGGAAGCAGCUGUCGAGGUUACAGCGGACGGUGGUCCUCUUCCUGCUGGCGGUCCUGAUGCUCUUCGGCCUCUUGUCCUAUGUCAACGUGGCCGAUGAGUGGACAGCUGUGGACAGCAGGUCGGCGGCAGCAUGGCAGAUGAGACCAGCAAAUCCUCCCGUCUUGCCAGCCCCUCGGAAAGCAGCUGAGAACCCAGAGACCGUGGCGGGGCUGUCGCCUCAGAAGCCCCAGAGGCAUUUCCGACGAGGACCCCCCAACCUGCAGACGAGAGCGCCUGCUGGAGACGCCCAGGAGAGGAGGCAGGCCCAGGCCCAGAGGAGGGCAGAGGUGGUGGGAGAGGCUGGCUGGAGAGCAGAGUCGCAGAGAGACGGCCUCAGCUGGAGGGGUGCAGGGACCAAGCCACCGCAGGGCACUGAACCUCCUGGCGAGAAGGCAGAGCUCCCCCCCAGGCCUUCGCCGAAGGCUGUGAGGUUUCAGGCCAACCCAGCCUCCCAGAACGAGCGCCAGAAGGCCGUGGUGGAUGCCUUCCUCCACGCGUGGGCUGGAUACCGCAAGUUCGCCUGGGGCCACGACGAGCUGAAGCCCCUGACCAGGUCCUUCAGUGAGUGGUUCGGCCUCGGCCUCACGCUGAUCGACGCCCUGGACACCAUGUGGAUUCUGGGGCUAAAGAAAGAAUUUCAAGAAGCCAGGAAUUGGGUGUCCAAGAGGUUAUUGUUUCAGAAAGAUGUGGACGUCAACCUGUUUGAGAGCACGAUCCGGAUCCUGGGGGGGCUGCUGAGUGCAUUCCACCUGUCUGGGGACGUCCUCUUCCUGACGAAGGCUGAGGAUUUUGGAAAUCGGUUAAUGCCUGCCUUCCGAACACCCUCUAAGAUUCCGUACUCCGAUGUAAACAUCGGCACCGGAGUUGCUCACCCACCCCGAUGGACCUCUGAUAGCACGGUGGCUGAGGUGACGAGCAUUCAGCUGGAGUUCCGAGAGCUCUCUCGUCUCACGGGGGAUAAGAAAUUUCAGGAGGCCGCAGAGGAGGUGACGAGGCGCGUGCAUGCCCUGCGCGGGAAGCUGGACGGGCUGGUGCCCAUGUUCAUCAGCACCAACAGCGGCAGCUUCACCCACCUGGGCGUGUUCACCCUGGGCGCCAGGGCCGACAGCUACUACGAGUACCUGCUGAAGCAGUGGAUCCAGGGCGGGAAGAAGGAGAGCCAGCUGCUGGAAGACUACCUGGAAGCCGUGGACGGGAUCAGGAAGCACCUGCUCGCUAAAUCUGAGCCCAGGAAGCUGACCUUUGUGGGGGAGCUCAACCACGGCCGCUUCAGCGCCAAGAUGGACCACCUGGUAUGCUUCCUGCCGGGGACACUGGCUCUGGGUGCCCACCACGGCCUGCCUGCUGAGCACAUGGAGCUGGCCCAGGCGCUCAUGGACACCUGCUACCAGAUGUACCGUCAGAUGGAGACGGGGCUGAGCCCCGAGAUCGCACACUUCAACCUGCACCACACGAAGGCUGUGAAGGACAUCCAGGUCAAGGCGGCCGACAGACACAACCUGCUGCGGCCCGAGACCGUGGAGAGCCUGUUCUACCUGUACCGCCUCACGGGCGACCGCAAGUACCAGGACUGGGGCUGGGAGAUCCUGCAUAGCUUCAACACCUACACGCGGGUCCCCUCGGGCGGCUAUUCUUCCAUCAGCAACGUCCAGGACCCCCGCCACCCCCAGCCCAGGGAUAAGAUGGAGAGCUUCUUUCUGGGGGAGACGCUCAAAUACCUGUAUCUGCUCUUCUCCGAUGACCCCGACCUGCUGAGCCUGGACACCUACGUGUUCAACACAGAGGCUCACCCCCUGCCCAUCUGGGCCCCCUCCUAGGGCGGGACGGCUCUCGAGUAGGCGCUGCCCAGGAGGCUGACGUGUGCUGUCCGCGAGGAUGCCUGUCGGCAAGACCUGGGCCCUGACCUUGGCUGUGUGGUGUCCCCCCAGCUGGCGGCACGUGCUCCGGGCCGGGCUGGUGACAGAGGCCGGCGGGCCACAGGGCCAGGAUGUUUCGGGGCCUCGUAGCUGCUCGGGGUGGCCACUGGGCAUCCGGUGCUCUGCCGCUGGUUCUGUGCUCCUCGCCUGGUUCCUGUUGGAUCACCGUUUGGAACACGUUGGAAUAAAUGGGCGGUGUGAUUCUGGGGAUCCUGUCCACUCAGCGAGUUUCUUCCUUCUUCCUAAAAAAUCAAAUCAUGACUACAUUCCUGAAGCCUGAACACUCUCCUGCUGCCCUGCAAGGGCUUCCUCAGGGUCCUGGGCGUCUGGUCACCCCAGGCCACUUUGGCCCAGAGCCCGCGAUGUGAUCAGAGACAGGGGCUGAGGGUACGGCCCGGUGCAGCCCAGCUCGGGGUCACAGCCUGUGAACACGCCCGACCCAGGGGCUCGGGGCGUCCUGACCUCAUGGGGAUUCAGGCUCCUGGCUGGCUGCGGGUGUUUACACGUUGGACUCAGGGAUCUACCCUUGCCUUUGCAAGGCUGGGCAGGGCUGGGCGGCAUGUUCACCGUCUCCCAGCCCAACAGACAGACUUCUAAUCCAUGAUAAAAGUACACUUGUUCUGAA